GCUGCAAUAUGACCAGCAAAUGCAUGAAAGUUGUGUCUUUUGGAGCUUCAACGUUAAGAUAAGAUGAAUUUAUGUACCUUGAAAAUGAAAUAGAAUCAAACAUGACAUGGAACAAACGAGAGAAUCAAACACAAGACAUCAAGCGAACGGGAGAAUCGAACACAAGACAUAUAUAUCAAGCGAACAAGAGAGUUUGAAGACUUCUCUUCGCUUCUUGGGAAUAAGUUGGGAGAGAGCAACAUAUAUACACUCCAAUUAUAACAAAGGACUUCUUCAUGAAAACAGACCAAGAACUGUAUGGAGAAGAUAAAAAUAAAAAUAGUUAUGGUUUUGAAAAAGUUGCAAGGACCCCAGAUGACCAGCAAAGAGACAUCAGCUUAAGAUCAAUGGAUGAAGAGAAUAAUAUGUGUCAAAGUGUUUGGUUCUUCAGAAAGUAUCUUCUUACAAGAAGUCAAAAUAACGUGGCUAAAACCAGCAUGGAAGCUGAAUUUGAAUCAUCACCCCGCACUUUAUUACCACCUAAAUUUCUUGGUAGUAAUAAUUUUCCAAGACACCGGCUAUCUUUGCUAGAGCAACAGUUGCUUCCUGGAUUGCGAUGUGAUGAUCAAUCCAACAGGACUUCAGAACAACUUACAAUAUUUUAUGAUGGGAUUAUCAAUGUCUAUGACAAUAUUCCUGCUGAUAAGGCACAAGCGAUUAUGCGUCUUGCCAGUGAAAACUCGUCGGUCAAACCUCUUGUUGCAGAAAGGUUAAAAAUAGACAGGCAAAAACCACCUCUCAAACCCAAAUCACUAUUAGUUUCCAAAAUAAGAGCAGGACUUCCAAUGGCAAGAAGAUAUUCCUUGCAGUGUUUUCUUGAAAAGCGCCGUGGCAGGAUCAUCAACAAUUCUCCUUAUGUCCUUCAUUCUAAAAAACAGGAAGACAAUUAUGAGGCAAUUGUAAACAACGAGUCGAAUGAAAGCAAUAAACUUUCACUUUUACCAUUCCCUUCACGUUUACGAUACUUUUCUCCUAGGUCAGUUAAUCAAGGCUCGUGUUGAGGGGAUAUUAGGGUUUAUAUACCUUAGGUUCUUGCCUACACAAUUACCAAUUCAUUG
Molecule: messenger RNA, 1097 nt
Organism: Prunus avium (sweet cherry)
Lineage: Eukaryota; Viridiplantae; Streptophyta; Magnoliopsida; Rosales; Rosaceae
Source: RefSeq, a predicted model, not a curated record